Molecule: messenger RNA, 4463 nt
Organism: Stylophora pistillata
Lineage: Eukaryota; Metazoa; Cnidaria; Anthozoa; Scleractinia; Pocilloporidae
Source: RefSeq, a predicted model, not a curated record
UGAAUUAUAAGAUCUUGGUUGGCAUCAGAUCAUUUCAGUCUUCACAGUUCAUUUUCGGUGGUUGUACUUCUGACUGAGUUCACUCUACUAGAAUUAAUUGGCUUCAUAUUUCAUAGUUAGAGGACUCGGAGAUUUUCUCAGACCAACUCAGUGGAUCACAAGACCUUGAAUAAUUUUGUGGGGCUACGGUGCCUCUUUCCUAUGAUUGCUCUACAACUGCCAGAGUUAUUGAUUAAACAGGUUUUGGUGCGCAGCAAGGAAAACUCAGAAUGAGGCAGAAUUGGACUUCAAUGGCGAUCGCGGUAUUUGGAAUGGCAAAACCAUCAAUAGCAGACUAAGAGGUGGUUCGGCCCUGAUAAUAGUCAUUGUUGAGGAUGAGAGACUCGAAAAAUAUGACGAUUCAUGACAUUGAUUUGUCUACUUUAAUACCACAACUGUAAGACUCCAGCUUGUUCUGUUUUCUUGCCGUAUCUAAAAUGUAUUAAUGUAGUUGUAAUUUGUCUAGAAUUUUGAAUCUCUUGCUCGGUAAAUCUUUUUACUUCAUAUUUUAUAAUAUACGUAUCAAACACUGCCCGCCUCGACUAGUCUUUGCUAACUGCGGGCAGUGCAUAUUUUUUGUAAUAUUGUAAUAUAUCAUUAAUAUAUAUCAUUAAACUAUCAAACUAUAUCAUUAAACUAUCAUUAGAAUGUCCUCCACCAUAAUCUUCUUGCUGCAGGGUGUUUUCUCUCAAUAUAUCUAGAUUCUCCUACUUGAUUUACCAGAAAAUGUUAUAACAGCUAUGGAAGAAUCCUCAUGGAGUGUUUGAAGUUAAGGGUCUUAAGGUCGGAAAAGAACACGUAGGAUAUCUCUGCUCUUGAGAAUGAUUCAAAGGAAUUUUGUAGAAUAUCUCCCAAAAUAUUACUGCUUGUGUAUUUAUAGUUUUGUCACGCUUUUUAAACGUUCUUUGUAUUAUUGUUUUGUGUAUUUCUCAACUGAUGAAUGCAUCUCAGCUGCUGCAGCGAUUGUCAAGAGACACAUCGAAUAAUACAGAGGCCGAUAAGGUUGCAGUCAACCAGUUAAAUUUUGAGUUGCCUCUACCUUACCAACUGGCCUUGGCUCAGUAUGGUGUACCAAAAGUGAUGACAGUAGCCACUCCUUUCGACAGUGGUAAGACAAGAAUAGGUGAUUCAGCAGAUUUUAGCCCUUUAGACUUCAACGAUUUGUCCAAUCUUAACCCCACGGAUCCACUUGGUUUUAAAAGUGAUCUGGGAUUUGAGAAUGGCGGAAUGAAUACACACAACUCCCAAGGCUUCGAUCUUGAGGAAUUCCUCCCUGACAUGAGCCCUGGACCAUUCAUUGGAUAUGCUGAAACCGUUUCAAGAGAUUUUCCAUCGACUGAAGAUGAUAAUGAAGAAAGUGAGUUGUCCGUGGCCCAGUAUUGUGUACCGCAAGUGACGACAAUGGCCAAUUCUUUCGACAGUGGUAAUACAGGAAUGGGUGAUUCAGCAGAUUUUAGCUCUUUAGACCGCAAGGAUUACUCCAGUCUUCCUAGAGAAUUGCCAUCGCCAUCUACUAAAGAAAAUAAUGAAGAAAGUGAGCAACAACACAAAGUGCUCAUAACCUCUGCUGAUGCCUCGCAAAGUUCCGAUAGCGCUUUGGGUUCGUCAGAAGUGGAGAGAAUGUCGCAGGAUUUACCCGUCGUCCGACAUUUUCAACGACAAGGAGCUUAUGCGCCAGAAAUAGAGCCUAAACAGGGGCCUUUGCAGGGUGGUGAACCGUUUUACUUGGAAUUGGAAAGAGAUCUUCCACCUUCUGUAAAGUUUGUAUGGGUGACAUUUGGAAGCAAAGAAGUGAAAGCGUGGAAGACCUAUGAAGAGGGUCUUGGUUCUGUUACUAUGCAUGGAAAGAAAAUUCCCCCUGGGUACAAACCGGGACCUGUCACAGUAACGAUUGUGACACCUGAUGGUUACAGCUUAGGGGAGACGAUAUUUACAUACACAGACCAACACAAAGAAGCAAUGAAAGAAAUCGUUUCAAGUAAAAGGAAGUUGGCUGAGUUCUUUCAAGAAGCCUCAAAGCAUUUUAAAAGUGACGUCAGUGAAGAAAAUGUCCCGCAACAGCAGUCUGGUAAUUCAAAUGAAGAUGCCUCUUUGGAACCUGUAGAUGUUUUACGGCCUUUGGUUUACACAGCUGCACAAAUUGGUAAAGAAGAACUUCUUCGCUCUAUCUUCACCUCAUCGGCUGGGAGGGUAAUCUUUGAAUCAUACAGAAAAGAAUCUGUUUUACCAGAAGAUGUUGCAGAGGCUCAUGACCACAAAGAGGUGGCAAAUUAUCUCAGAGAAAUAACCAAAAGAUUUUCUGAAAAUGAUGAACCAACCUCUCUAGGAUUGAUUGAUACUGAUUGGAACGAACUUGUUAGAGCUGUCGAGGAAGGCACAACAUGUUCUGAAAAUUCUGAUGUAAUACGUUUGAAAAAAGUGCCGAAAGAUUACCACAUCUCAGAGGAGGAGUAUUUUGGAGAUGCUGAAAAAUCUGGAGAUUCAGAGGAGGAAAGCGCUGAUCGUGUUCCUUUGGGACCAGAUACCGUUGAAGGUCUUUUGUCAUCGAGAAAGGAGAAAUCAGAAGUAAGUGAUUCAGACCAGGCGAGAAUCCAGAAGCUAGAAAAAGAAAAGCAGACUUUGAAGCAAAAAGUUCAACAAACUUUAAAAGAGAGCCAGAUAUUAAGGACAAUAAUUCUCGAACUGGAAAAGGAACUGUUCACAAUAAAACAGAGACUUCACGACUCUUCUGAAAAGGAUUUGGAGAAUUUCGAUAUUUCAUGUGGAGAGGAUGAUUCAGAAGAUGCCAGAAAUUAUCUUGAACCCGAACGAGCAAACACAGAGAGUGAAAUCUGUAAAACGCUGCAAGACCUCAACAAGGACCUUUAUAGAAAUGUAACGUCUCUAUUAGAAGUACCAGAAGUAAAAGAAGACAAACUGAAAGUUCCUGUCACGAUAGACCUUUUAAGAAGAGUUAGUAUAGCUUUACAAAAGCUAUACAACUCUGUUCUCUCCUGUGUGGCUGAGACUUGCAAAUGCAUUGAGGAGGUCAGACGAAAAUUUUAUGAUUUGGUAUAUCACGGUCUCAGAGCUGAACACGUUUAUUUGGUACAUCGAGUUGAGGAUUUGGCGAAGGCAGAAGAAAGGAUGACCGAAGAAGAAGAAAAGGAUUUUGUUGAACUCCAACAAUUUCAGACCAACCGACAGAGACAGGUUGACAGGUUGGAAAAUCUGUGCAGAAAUCUGUUCUCAACGAACCCUGAAGGUGCUCCUCGUUAUACCCACUCCGAUCCAAUUGUGGCGACUGGAAAGACAUGUCAUUGUGAAAAGGACUUAAGACUAGCACUCACAGUCCCAGACCAUGCCAAUUCCAAGCAGGUCUUGCCAAGAAUGAAGAACACCAGUUCAGUAACAGAAACAACGAGCAAAGUGCGUUUCACAAAGUUCAAAAAGACCACGAUGAAUAGGAUUUUCAGAAAAAGAGAAAGAAAAGAAAACAGCUGUUGCCUCGUGUCCUAUUCAUCAAAGAAUCACAGGGAUUCUUGACUGCCUUUAGGGGAGCUAGUUGAAUCCCAUAUAACACUAGGCGACUAGUUGACGAAAAUGUAGCAAACGCAUACAGUCACAUUGUAACAGUUAGCUGGUUAGUGGCACUUAGUUUCGAAAGGAGUUGGAAUGGCGUUAUAGCUGAAUCGGAUAUGAGCUCGACGAUGAUAUGGUUCUAUAUUUUUUGAUUACCUACCUAUGUCCCUACAACUAGGAUAAAAUGCAUAAUUCUGUGUGUGCCAAUUGGAGACUAUUGAACACAGCGGCAAAAGGAGUGGGAGUGAGUGAAGCAAAAUGGUGGUUUUUUAAAAUUCCCAUUGUUUCUAUUUCGUGGGGAUACGCCCAAACCAAAACAGCUUGAGAGAUUUAUAGAAGUCAAUACUAGCAUAAGUACUCCAUUCCUCAAGGAGGGCGUCUCUGGGUACAUUCGGCCGUGCAACAUGCACUGUACUCUAAGACAUUGUAAACAUUAAGCACUAUAUAGGAAAUGGCAAGUAAAGCCCUGUAAUCAAGAUUCUUUUUCUUUUUCGUGUUUCAGUGCGAUCUAAGAACAAUUUAUGCCACGAUAUCGCAGGAGUUGCUAAAGUACUUGGUCUACAUGUGUAAUUUGAAGCUGCACCUAUAGAACGACUGAAUUGUUUUUCCAGUGCACAUUGCUUUUGCUUCUUGCGAUCUUGCAAGGCUGAAGGGGAAGCAAACACUUACUUUGCUUGUGAGGUUGGCCCGCAAGGGGUUCUUCAAGGGGUUGGCCCGCAGAAAUAUCCGUUAUCUUAAAUGCGCAAAGAACACAAAAAAAUCACCAUUUUAUAACAACAUUACUGCAAGUGAUUACCAAAGCAUUUUUUUUUUUAACGAAAUGAGUUUACUAGUACACAAUAAAUAAUAUCAGUUUCAUUUUA